AUGGCCCCUGAGCUCUCAUCAAAUUGGAAGAAACUCCAAGCCAAGAUCAAGGCAGAGUCGGCGGCCCCGAAGCAAGCCCCUAAAAGGAAGUCGAUAGAAGAUCUAUCGCCACCAGAAGCAAAGGGUCAAGCCAAGAAGAGACUGAAGACGGCGCCGCCACUGCAGGGCAACCAACCCACCAAAAGGCUUGCAUCGGCGACGAGCAACCCCCCUGCUGCCAAGAGUAGCAGGAACGGCGGCAGGUCAUCCAGCAUGGGCGUUUCUCAAAGCUCCAAAAUCACAUCUGCCGUCGCCCCAAACACCGUCUCGCCCUCGCUCGCCGUGUGGGCCCAGGACAACGACGUCUCUCCUGAACACGUCGCAGAGGCUUACGGUCUGGGCCUCAAGGCGACAACCGCUUCCGGUUCAGGAGCACAGGCCCGUCCCAACGCAGGCCUCACCCCGGGUCUCCAGCUGGGCAAGUAUGUCGGUAUUGAUUGCGAGAUGGUCGGCAUCGGCCCGGGCGGGCACGAGUCCAUCCUCGCGCGCGUCUCGGUCGUCGACUUUCACGGAAAUCAGGUCUACGACUCGCUGGUGCGCCCAAGGCCAGGAGUCAUCGUUACCGACUGGCGCACGCACGUGAGCGGCGUGAGCGCGCGCGACAUGCGAUUUGCGCGGGACUUUGACGAGGUCCACGCGCAGGUGGCGGAACUGCUGCGCGGGAGGAUAGUGGUCGGCCACGACAUCAAGCACGACCUUGCCGUGCUGGAGCUCGGGCACCCGCCGAGGGACAUUCGGGACACGGCCAAGUUCUCAGGGUUUCGAAAGUACGGCAACGGGCCCAAGCCGGCGAUGCGCAUCCUGGCCAAGGAGAUUCUGGGCUUGGAAAUACAAGACGGCCAGCACUCGAGCGUAGAGGAUGCGAGGGUGGCUAUGCUGCUGUUCCGCAGACACAAAUCCCAGUUCGACGUGGAGCACAUGAACCGGUACCCUGAUGCCAGCGGCGGUAGUGCGCAGAAAGGUUCUUUUUCAUCGAAUAAAAAGACAGCGAAGAAGAAGCGGAAGAAUUGA
Pyricularia grisea is the source of this 1050-nucleotide messenger RNA. RefSeq lists its product as uncharacterized. The record is from RefSeq and is a predicted model, not a curated record. Gene Ontology annotation, molecular function: nucleic acid binding; 3'-5' exonuclease activity. The coding region runs from base 1 to 1050 and encodes 349 amino acids. Gene Ontology annotation, cellular component: nucleus. The transcript has a single exon. Lineage: Eukaryota; Fungi; Ascomycota; Sordariomycetes; Magnaporthales; Pyriculariaceae. Gene Ontology annotation, biological process: rRNA processing; ribosomal large subunit assembly.